AUGUUUCUCGAUCCAGCCGAUGCAGUACAAAAUCCCAUGUUUCGAGACAGGUCCAUACGAAACCUCCGAGGUGUAAAGAUGUUACGCUCAAAAUGGGCCACAUUUUGGCCAUGUAUUGUUAGUUGUUUCGAGGCUCCUGUUUCGCACGAUAAACCCCUAGUCAGGCUGAAGCGGCUGAUUGGUGGCUUCGGGGGCCCAAGUGCGGGUUCUUGGUCCCACUGUGAGACGGCGGCGCUCGGCCCCAUGGAUGGGAUUCUGGAGGAAACUCGAAACCCAGCAUGCGAUUCUUGUUGCCCAGACAUGGCAUUCUCGUUUGAGGCUCGUCUAGCCCGACAAACAAUGGCUGAUCAGUCCUGCGAGUCUAACACUGUGUAG
Pyricularia oryzae 70-15 is the source of this 375-nucleotide messenger RNA. RefSeq lists its product as uncharacterized. NCBI's taxonomy places the organism in Eukaryota, Fungi, Ascomycota, Sordariomycetes, Magnaporthales, Pyriculariaceae. The coding region runs from base 1 to 375 and encodes 124 amino acids. The record is from RefSeq and is a predicted model, not a curated record. The transcript is spliced from 3 exons.